Molecule: messenger RNA, 945 nt
Organism: Porites lobata
Lineage: Eukaryota; Metazoa; Cnidaria; Anthozoa; Scleractinia; Poritidae
Source: the annotation of a GenBank genome assembly
AUGGGUUAUUCGUGGUCCUCUGUUUGUACUGUUUUGCUCACUCUUCCAUUUGCUGUUAUAUUAUUACUUUUAUCAUCGCUGCUGCGGCUGUAUAUUGAAUUUUUUAGUACAGUUCCUCAGUUUGUCUUUUUGAGGUCGUGCUCGCAGGCAUUUCUUUCAAAGCUGUACAUGUCGUCCCUUUUUGUUCGUUUACCAGCUUUGAAAAGGUACGUUCAAUUGAUCGACAACUUCGUUGUAAGUUUGUUAGCCUCUUUCGGCGGAGGUUGUAUUUUGACAUGUGCCUCUUUGGGUAUUCUGUUAACCCUUUUACUGGCCGUCAUCAUGGCACUUUCGUUUCCUGAUGAAAGUCCCCCCUUUGUGGCCUGUUUUCUUCUUUUCUGUUACUACUUGAUGAGCAGCUACAGCUCAUUCAGUAGCAGGUACCAUGAUAUCUCCCUUGCAAUUUUUAACUGUUACAAAAAACAAAGUCAUCGAAUCUCCCACGAGGGACUGUGCACAAACGUCAAAACCGAUCCUUCCAAAAGCAAACGCAACGUGAUAAAAAUCCCGAAGGAGCUUUUCGAUAUGGCUUGCGCAGAGCUUAAGCCCAUCAGAGAAACUCUUUGCAUAUUGAUUUUGAAGGUGGCCUUCAUUUCAAGUUUCGUAUUCCUUGUCUUUUACUUGAUAAUGCGGCUACAUCUCGGUCUUAAGCCUGUUGCAAAAACUGCAGUUGCGUUUUUUACCGGGUUAUUCCCCAAGAUCGUCACCAAAUACCUAGGAGGAGAAAGACAAAAACGAAUUUGGGCCUUGGCCAUUGAAGAGAACGCUCCUAAAAUUGUUGAAGCCUACUUGAACAGAGUACCACGAGCCAAUCAAGGGCAGGAAAAUUCUGGCGUUGAUGCCGAUGAAGUAAGUUUACUAGUUGAUGAAGAUGAAGAGAUUGUCGAGAUGGUAAACAUACAUUGA